Molecule: messenger RNA, 2508 nt
Organism: Vitis vinifera (wine grape)
Lineage: Eukaryota; Viridiplantae; Streptophyta; Magnoliopsida; Vitales; Vitaceae
Product: receptor-like protein 1
Exons: 2
Coding region: 154-2409 (751 amino acids)
Molecular function (GO): protein binding
Source: RefSeq, a predicted model, not a curated record
AUCCCAACACUAAUACUUGUUUUUAUUUUGGUAGGUUUGGUAGUCUUCAAUAAAUUGGAGGUCCUGGAUCUGGGUGAUAAUGCCUUGAUUGGGAGCAUUCCCCAGUUUAUAUGGAACUUGUCCUCUCUCCAAAUUUUAUCUUUGAGAAAAAAUAUGCUCAACAGCUCUCUACCCAGUGAAGGCUUCUGUAGAAUGAAGAAGCUCAAAAAGUUGGAUCUUAGCUGGAACCGGUUUGAUGGGAUGCUUCCUACUUGUCUGAGCAAUUUGAAGUCUCUCAGAGAGUUGGAUCUCUCGUUUAACCAAUUCACAGGAAGUGUUUCUUCUUCAUUGAUAAGUAACCUCACAUCUCUUGAGUACAUCCAUCUUGGCUAUAACCAUUUCACGGGUUUGUUCUCGUUUAGCUCAUUUGCUAACCAUUCGAAGCUUGAAGUAGUGGCUUUGCCAAGUAACGAUGACAAUUUCGAGGUGGAAACUGAAUAUACAACUUGGGUUCCCAAGUUUCAGCUCAAGGUAUUGGUGCUAUCACGUUGCAAUCUGAACAAGCUCACUGGGGAUAUCCCAAAGUUCCUCUCUCACCAGGCAUACUUACUGCAAGUCGACCUCUCCCACAAUAACUUAAAAGGAGAUCUCCCAAACUGGAUGCUUGAAAAUAACAGAAGGUUGGAAUAUCUAGAUUUGAGGAAUAAUUCAUUUAAUGGUCAGUUUCCCCUUCCCUCUUAUCCUAAUAUGCUCCUUUUAAGUGUGGAUAUCUCCAAAAACAACUUCAGUGGACUACUCCAAGAAAAUUUUGGGGAGAUGCUUCCAUGUCUGGAAUGGUUGAAUUUAGCAGAAAAUGCUUUUGAGGGUCAAAUUCCACCCUUAAUUUGUAAUAUAAGUAGCCUCUGGUUUUUGGAUUUAUCAAGUAACAACUUCUCAGGAGAAGUACCAGCACAGUUGACUGUGGGUUGCACCAAUUUAUAUGUUUUGAAAUUAUCAGACAACAGAUUUCAUGGCCCUAUAUUCUCAACACAAUUCAACCUGCCUUUGUUACAAGUGCUGCUUUUGGACAACAACCAGUUUACAGGAACUCUAUCCGGACUCUUGAACUGCUCGUGGUUGACUUUCUUGGAUAUCAGAAACAACUAUUUUUCAGGUGAAAUUCCUAAGUGGAUGCAUGGCAUGACAAAUUUAAGAACACUCAUCAUGGGAAAUAAUUCUUUCCAUGGUCGGAUCCCUCAUGAAUUCACUGAUGUACAGUAUGUAGACCUCUCUUAUAACUCAUUUACUGGCUCUUUACCCUCUUUCUCGCACCUUGGCUUUGUGAAGCAUCUACAUUUGCAAGGGAAUGCAUUCACGGGAUCAAUACCAAAACAUGUCCUAAACCCUGAAUUUCUAUUGACAUUGGAUCUUGGAGAUAACAACAUUUCCGGCAAAAUUCCCCAUUCAAUUGGCCAAUUUUCUGAAUUGAGGGUUCUGUCAUUAAGAGGAAACAACUUCAUUGGCCAAAUUCCAAAUUCCUUGUGUCAGCUGAGCAAGAUGAGCAUAUUGGAUCUUUCCAAUAACAGAUUCUCCGGGCCAAUUCCCCAUUGCUUCAAUAAUAUGACUUUUGGGAAGAGAGGGGCUAAUGAGUUCUACGCGUUUUUUCAAGACUUGAUUUUUUUCUUUCAAAGACAUUACGAGUAUGCAGUUCUUCAAGGACCAGAGCCUUCCUCCAGCAUGCGAGGCAGGAAUGAGGAUCCAUAUUUGCAAUACGACCCACAAGAUGAAGUUGGAUUUAUUACAAAGAGCAGGUAUAGCAUCUACAAGGGUGAUAUCCUCAACUUCAUGUCUGGCCUGGAUUUGUCAUCUAACGACCUCACUGGUAGAAUCCCUUAUGAACUAGGACAGCUGAAUUCAAUCCAUGCAUUGAACUUGUGGCAUAACCGGCUGAUAGGAUCCAUCCCCAAGGAUUUCUCAAAACUUCACCAACUAGAGAGUUUGGACCUUUCUUAUAACAGUUUGAGUGGAGAAAUUCCUUCACAACUUACUAAUCUAAAUUUUUUGGCUGUGUUCAUUGUGGCUCAUAACAACUUCUCAGGUAGAAUUCCGGACAUGAAAGCACAAUUUGGAACAUUCGAUGGGAGCAGCUAUGAUGGUAAUCCUUUUCUUUGUGGGUCAAUGAUAGAGAGAAAAUGCGAAACUGUUGUAGAUCAGCCGCCAACCAUGCUAUAUGAUGAAAGUGAAGGAAAGUGGUAUGACAUUGAUCCUGUCGUUUUCUCUGCAAGUUUUGUAGCAUCAUAUAUUACGAUUUUAUUGGUAUUUGUUGCACUUCUCUACAUUAAUCCUUAUUGGCGAAGAAGAUGGUUCUAUCUCAUUGAAGAAUGUAUAUAUUCAUGCUACUAUGCUGCUUCUGAUAUGCAUUAUAAGUUAUUUGCUCUUUUGUACAAAUAGAACUUGGCAUGGAGGGAAGCUUAAAUUUGAUAAAUGUUGUUGCAAUAUGAAUUUUCCAUGUACUUACCAAUGAAGUAUGAAGCACUGAUACUAUUUAUG